Messenger RNA from Gymnodraco acuticeps, 3063 nucleotides. RefSeq names its product DnaJ heat shock protein family (Hsp40) member B4 (gene dnajb4). Lineage: Eukaryota; Metazoa; Chordata; Actinopteri; Perciformes; Bathydraconidae. The coding region runs from base 304 to 1320 and encodes 338 amino acids. The record is from RefSeq and is a predicted model, not a curated record. The transcript is spliced from 3 exons. Gene Ontology annotation, molecular function: protein-folding chaperone binding. Gene Ontology annotation, cellular component: cytosol.
AAGCAGAAUUAUUUCAUAUUUCUGAGCUUGACGUUGGCUCUGCGGAUGGAUGCGGGGAGGAGGAGGGAGCCGAGGCUAUUUAAAGAGGGUCAUCCAGUCACGGAUAAAUAGCAGAAGGUCCUCCGCGCUGACUAACUGUCUCUAAAUGUUUUUUCAUCCGGCUCUGUGUGUCUGUCUGCGGCUUCAUGUGUCCAGACUGAGCCUCUGCUGACAGCCAUCCGACGACCAGCACUGCAUACAUCCCCUGCAAGGGUCUUUCGUGGUCGUUUUUACAAGGGGAUAUAAGUAUACUUGGGGGUAAAAAUGGGUAAAGAUUACUAUAAAACGCUGGGCAUCUCCAAAGGAGCCACAGAGGAGGAUAUUAAGAAAGCUUACAGAAAACAGGCGUUGAAAUGGCAUCCGGACAAAAACAAGUCUGCAUCAGCCGAGGAGAAAUUUAAGGAAAUCGCUGAAGCAUAUGAAGUGCUGAGUGAUCCGAAGAAAAGAGAAGUUUAUGACCAGUAUGGAGAGGAAGGUCUCAAGGGAGGAAACGGGCCCACGGAUGGACCGGGCAACACCUUCACCUACACCUUCCAUGGAGACCCUCACGCCACCUUCGCCACUUUCUUUGGUGGCUCCAACCCCUUCGAUAUGUUCUUUGGGCGUAAAGCAAACGGUCGAGACGACGACGACAUGGAGGUGGACGGAAACGACCCCUUUGGUUCCUUCAGUAACUUCAACAUGAACGGCUUCCCUCGAGACCCUCACAGUGGACCUGGAGGGCCACGCAGGAAACAGGACCCUGCCAUCAUCCAUGAACUGAGGGUCACCCUGGAAGAGGUCUUCCACGGCUGCACCAAGAAGAUGAAAAUCUCUCGCAAGAGGCUAAAUCCAGACGGCAGGACCAUGCGCAACGAGGAUAAGAUUCUCACUAUCGAGAUCAAGCGAGGCUGGAAAGAGGGAACCAAGAUCACGUUCCCGCGGGAGGGGGACGAGUCGUCCAAUACCAUUCCUGCGGACAUUGUUUUCGUCAUCAAGGACAAGCCACACCCUCACUUUAGGCGGGAGGGCUCAAACAUUGUGUAUCCUGUGCGUGUCAGUUUAAGACAGUCAUUGUGUGGAUGCUCUGUUACCGUGUCGACGAUAGACGGGAACUCGUGCAACAUGAAGAUCACGGACGUCAUCAAGCCUGGCAUGAGAAGGACUGUCGCCGGGCAGGGUCUCCCCGUACCCAAAAACCCAGAGCAGAGAGGAGACCUGGUGGUGGAGCUGGACGUUAACUUCCCCGACACGCUGCCCGGAAACGCCAAGGACGUCCUGAAGCGACAUUUACCUACUUAGGAAGAACAACAAGGACUAGACGAGAGAAAAAUAACACAUGACAGCCCUUUACACACACACACACACACACACACACACACACACACACACACACACACACACACACACACACACACACACACACACACACACACACACACACACACACACACACACACACACACACACACACACACACACACACACACACACACACACACACACACACACACACACACACACACACACACACACACACACACACACACACACACACUGAGAGUUCACAGAUAGACCCCCACAAUGAUUGUGCAAUUUCUACUUAAAUCUUUCUAUUUUUAGCAUAUUGGCAGAUAUAAUGUGUUGACGUAAAAAUUGGCCGAAAAGCAACAAAACUAAUUGUAACAUAGAAAAGCUUAAUUCAAGGCAUUCAUCUAGUUUUUCCUCCUGAAUACUGAGAAUUGUAUUAAGGUCUAAUAACCGACAACUUUGAGUCGUAGCACCCUAUUGUAAUCAACAUGAUUAUUGUAAUUAUAUAUAUAUUUAUAUAAUGAAUUGGUUUGUUCCCCCUAAUAAGUCUACAUUUUGAGGACAUUUUAUACAAAUAAAUUAAAUGUCCUGCUCAAUACAUUUCUUGGUCACAUUUCUUAAAACUUAAAACUGUUUAAUGUAAUGUAAAAAUAUCAUAUUGGCCUAAAUUAUCUGACAUUUUAAAACUGAAUUAGGAUGUGAGGAUUAAAGUUCACAGGUACGAGAUUAAUAGGCAAACACGUGUUAAUGUGUUUACAGUAAAGGACGUCCUAAAACGACAUGUACCUUCUUUGACAAGAACAAAGACUAAACGAGGGGAGAAAAGCAGUCGCCCACGUUAACAAACCCACACACACACACACACACACACACACACACACACACACACACACACACACACACACACACACACACACACACACACACACACCACACUGAGAUUUCACAGAUGGAACCCCUGCGACGAAUGUGCAAUUUCUAUUUCUAUUUUUGAGCUAUGCGGUGUUUGUAUGAAUACCAUGCAUGCUGCCGAGUUGAUAUCAGUGCAAGACAUGAAAGAUUGUCUGGAUUGUUGAUAUCUGAAAGAAACACACUUUAUGUAUGUGGCAACAAUCACUUUAUCGUUUUGUUUGUUGAAAUUUUUUUUGUAGUGAGUCUACAGUUGCCAGAAAAAUGAACAUAACUGGAGUGCUUAACUUUUUUCUGACAGGCUUCAUUACUGACAUUUUUACUUGUAAUUCAGUGUUUAUUUUGUCGUGUAGUAGAGCUGCAAUGAUAUAUUGAUUGACAGAACAAAUAUUAGCCAACUAUUUUUGAUAAUCAUACAUUGUCUUGCAAAAAUGGUUUUAAAAAAAUGCUCUUUUCAGUCUCUCCAAUAUGGAGAUGUUCUGCUUGUCUCUGUUUUAUAUUUGACUAAACUAUAUAUAUUUAUGUUUUUGGACUGACGAAACAAGAUAUUUAUAGGCAACACCUUUGAGAAACUCGGAUGCACAUUUUUAAGUUUCAGAUCUAACGAUUAAUUGUUUUUAAAUAAAAAAUGAUAGUAAUGGUCUAUUGCAGCCCAGCACCAUGUAGAGAUAAAACCCUCAAUUUGGAGGCUGUCUUAAAAUCUGUGUGCAGGUUACUCAAAUGAAAACAUGGUUGAAUGAAAUGGAUUGUCUUGUGUGCAUCUUAGAGUUAUAUGUGAAGAAAUUGUACUUGAAUUUUAAAAUAAAUAUUUCCACAUGAAAUCAA